AUGUCUUCUGUCUCCAACCCUCAACCGUCAUCCACAGGAUUAAAUGUGAUUGCUUUGAUAUCCGGAGGGAAAGACUCCCUUUACUCCAUCCUCCAUUGUAUCCGCAAUGGUCACAAGGUGAUAGCAUUAGCGAACCUGCAUCCCGCCCCGAGGAACAAUGUCACGGCCACUUCAUCCCUGGACGAGAACGAAGAAGAUGACAUCGACAGUUUCAUGUACCAAACCAUCGGACACAGCGUAAUCCCGCUGUAUGAGUCUGCGCUCGGGAUCCCGUUGUACCGGGCCCCUAUAACCGGUGGAGUAGUGGAUACGUCUCGGAUCUACCGCAGCGAAGCUACCGACCAGAUGGCCGAGAAUGAGACGAGAGAUGAGACGGAGUCAUUGAUCCCUCUUCUCCGACGGAUCAAACACGCUCAUCCCGAGGCCAAUGCCGUCUCCGCUGGCGCAAUAUUGUCGACGUAUCAGCGGACACGCAUCGAGAACGUCGCGGCCCGUCUAGGCCUUGUCCCUCUAGCUUGGUUGUGGAUGUAUCCAAGUCUGCCGCCGCCGGUGGAGAGGGCCGAGGCGUCUGCAGUCUCGUCGGAUGUGGCGGAUGCCGGUCUCCUGGAGGAUAUGGCGGCUGUGGGCUGUGAGGCGCGGAUCAUCAAGGUAGCGUCAGGGGGGCUGGAUGAGGGUUUUCUGUGGGGAGAUGUUUCAUCUACGGAUGGGGCGCCCCGAAGACGGAUUGCAAGAGGGAUGAAGCGGUUUGCCGCGGCGGAAGAUCUUCGGGGAGCGAUUUUGGGUGAAGGAGGUGAGUAUGAAAGUUUGGCGUUGGAUGGUCCAGCGUUUUUAUGGAAACGGAGGAUUGAGAUCGAGGAAAAGGAAGUAAAGUCUGGAGAAGGAGGGGUUGGGUUUAUGAGGUUGAAGGGCGCAAGGUGUGUCUCUAAGGAGGUUGUCGACCAGGGGAAUAUUACGCCGGGGUCGGUUAGACGACCGGCGUUGCUGGAUGAGGCCUUUGCGGGUGCCUUGGAUGGCUUGUUGUCAUCUUCAGCGGGGACCGAAGACGUAGAGCCAACGACAGGGCAACCAGAGGGUAUCGAAUGUGAAUGCCCUGAAAUGACCCAGUCAAGAAAUGUGCGAACAUGGACAAUCUCGAACAUCACAGCGCCAGAGGCUGGUCCUGAGGCGGCUAAGCAGAUGGGUGCGAUUGUACAGAAGAUCCUGAAUAUCUUGGGCUCUACAGUCCAUGGUACGGACUCUGGCCCGCGAACAACGACUGACAUUGUCUUUACCACGGUGUUACUUCGUUCUAUGGCAGAUUUUCCAUCGAUGAAUGACGUCUACGUUUCACUCUUCAAGAAACCCAACCCUCCUGCGCGGGCCACCGUUGCCUGUGGUGGGAGUCUUCCGGAAGGAGUGAAGGUUAUGGUCUCAUUGGUGGUGGACUUGGGACACCGAGAUUUACGACAAGGGCUCCAUGUCCAGUCCCGGUCAUACUGGGCGCCGGCUAAUAUUGGACCAUAUUCACAGGCUACAUCAAUCCCUCUGCAGAAGGAGGAGCGACUGGUGUACAUUGCGGGCCAGAUACCUCUGGAGCCAGCAUCGAUGGAACUGGUCAAUAGGUCUACUGCAUCAGAACCGCAAUGGUUCGAAAACUACGCUUUGCGAGCUGUUCUAGCACUGCAGCACUUAUGGAGAAUUGGUGCAGCUAUGCAUGUGGAUUGCAUGGCGUCUUUGGAAGUCCAUGCACAAUCAGCGGAAGAAGAUGAUGGAGAGGAAGAAGACUCCAUACUGGACGCUUGGGAUAUCAAAUACGGAAGAGAGGCACACGAGCAACGCAAUACAGCUGGAACGCCUACGCUGCCCAAUUUUUCGGUGAUACAAUCAGACGUUUUGGUACCUGCCUUUUUUGCUGUCCAGGUCGAGGAACUGCCUCGAAGUAGUGAUAUUGAAUGGCAAGGUCUGGGUUGCAGGUGCGAUGAAGUAACAUUAGCCGCGGAAGACGUCGAUUUUGGACGCAGGGUCGAUGCGUCCACUAAAAAUCUGCACUACACGGCCAUUGAAAUCGAUAUGCGCCAGUCAGGCAAAAGUGUUGAGGCAUGUCUGCGGCGAGUACUGGAGAUAUACACUGAGCAACAAGGAAAUUCCCACGCCAUUGUAUACACCACACAAUCAUUGCCCCGUGAUCUUCGACCUGGACAAUUCGUGCCAUGCAAGUCAAUUUGGGGCCGCCAGGGAAGGAGAUUGGCAGCCGGGGUUAUUUUGCAGAGGUGGAAAGAUACGGAGUAG
Aspergillus tanneri is the source of this 2268-nucleotide messenger RNA. Its product is annotated as diphthine--ammonia ligase family protein. The coding region runs from base 1 to 2268 and encodes 755 amino acids. The record is from RefSeq and is a predicted model, not a curated record. The transcript has 2 exons. NCBI's taxonomy places the organism in Eukaryota, Fungi, Ascomycota, Eurotiomycetes, Eurotiales, Aspergillaceae. Gene Ontology annotation, molecular function: diphthine-ammonia ligase activity. Gene Ontology annotation, biological process: protein histidyl modification to diphthamide.